CAAACGGGGAGGCGGGACGUGCUGCGGCUUCCCGGUGAUUGGCUGCAAGCGAUGUCCCGGCGAGGGGAGCGGAACAGAAGGGCAAGGAUGGCGAAUGUUGAGCUGUGGAGGCCUCCUCGAAUGUGUGAUGAUUAUUGGAGUGAAUGGAAGCAUUGUCGGAGUGUGGGGAAUCUCUUUCAUCAUUACUAUGCCUAUGGAGAGUUCCCGUCAUGUAAGCAGUGGAAAACAGAUUACAAAAAUUGCAGGGAAUGGGAAAAACAUAAGUCUGGAGAGACUAAGAAAGCUUUACGUGAGAGUGAGAAGAAAAGGUUAGAAGAACAAAAGAGGCAUCUUCUAGUCUGGGAGUUGAGGAAGAAUCCACCAGCUGAAUGGCAUCUUCCCCUGAAUGAUGGAAAAGGGAAAUAGUGGGAAUUGCCCACACCUGCUGUUAAACCACCAGAUUGUUGGACAACAGUCCACAAUUUCUUGGCUGUGCAUCCUUUAUAAGGUUAGAUUCAGGCUAAGCCACUCGGCAUAGCUUCUUGGAGUCUUAAUUGCAUCAGCUAAUCUGAUUCACUUUUGGAAUUUGGUACAACAUCCAUCUUGAAUCUAAUACUCUAGCUGAUAUGUGAUAGCUAGACACCAGAAGUGUUUUUAAGGUAAUGUUAGCUUAAUCUGUGUUCAAUAAAAACAAAACCAGCCUAUUCAUUUUAUCUACCGGGUACUUGGAAUGUUUUUUUUACACUUGUGGUUGCAGAAACUCUGAAUGAGGAGGUACCUAAACCAACUUAAAAUGUAAAAUAUGAAUGAAAGCAACUAGGAGAUUUGAAUUCCCCAUUAGUCCACGUAUGGUAGUCAG
Messenger RNA from Pristis pectinata (smalltooth sawfish), 838 nucleotides. It is a transcript of the gene c17h22orf39, whose product is annotated as chromosome 17 C22orf39 homolog. NCBI's taxonomy places the organism in Eukaryota, Metazoa, Chordata, Chondrichthyes, Rhinopristiformes, Pristidae. The record is from RefSeq and is a predicted model, not a curated record. Bases 52 to 405 code for a protein of 117 amino acids. The transcript has 3 exons.